Rotaria sordida is the source of this 297-nucleotide messenger RNA. The record is from the annotation of a GenBank genome assembly. NCBI's taxonomy places the organism in Eukaryota, Metazoa, Rotifera, Eurotatoria, Philodinida, Philodinidae.
AUGCGUCCAACUCAAAUACCUCAAAUAAGUAACAAUGGUUUUCUAAACGAUCGGGACGAAAUGGCAGUUUAUUUUGAAAUACAUGUAUAUUUUCCUUGUUUAGAAUCUGGUCUUGAUGAAACCAUCUAUAUAGACAACAGAAUUAUGGCAGAUGCUUUUGACGAAGAAAUAAAAAAUAAAUAUUUAGCCGCAAGUGAUUUAGGACAACAAGCUGAAAUAAUAAUAGAAAAUAAUCCAUAUUUACUCAUGCACCAAGCAUUUGAUAAAACUGCAACACGAUUGAAAAAAACUACAUGA